CCCCUCUUUCUUCGGUCUCACCUCUUCUCAAUUUGAUCUCCUGACGUUGCGGGCUACCAUGGCUUCCGAAGGCUCUAAAGACCUGCCUGUUAGGCCUGCUGCCGACGCCAAAGCGGCUGGUGACGACGGUCUCCCCGAUUUUAUCGUCGAACGUAACAACCUCUUCGAGGAGUUGUGGCAGCAGUACCUCGAAGAACUCAAGAACAAGCCUCACAAUGACAUCAAUGUCACCAUUGAACUUGGUGACGGAAACACCACCAAUGUCACCGCAAAGGCCUUCGAGACCACUCCCGCACAGCUUCUGAAGAACGUCCCUAAGGAAUUGAGCGCUAGCGUUGUCAUCGCAAAGGUGGACAAGGAACUCUGGGAUCUUGGUCGCCCGCUUGAGGGUGAUUGUACCGUCUCUUACGUGCCGUUCGAGCACCCCGAGGGAAGAGAGGUUUUCUGGCACUCCAGCGCGCACACUCUGGGUGAAGCCUGCGAGUGCGAGUUCGGAUGUCUUCUUUCCCACGGCCCCCCCACUCCCCAGGGUUUCUUCUAUGAUAUGGCUAUGCCCGAUGGCCGUGUCGUCAAAGAGAGCGAUUGGUCGUCCCUGGACAGCAAGGCGUCUCGUAUCUUCAAGGAAAAGCAGAGCUUCGACCGCCUGGAAGUUACCAAGGAGAAUCUUAGGAAGAUGUUCGCAUACAGCAAGUACAAGCUGCACUACAUCGACAAGCUGGUGACCGGCGAGAAGAGCACAGUCUAUCGCUGUGGUACCCUUGUCGAUCUGUGCAGGGGUCCUCACAUCCAGAGCACUGGCAAGAUUAAGACCUUCAAGAUCAUGCAGAACUCUUCGGCCUAUUUCCUCGGUGACCAGACCAACGACUCGCUGCAGCGUAUCCGUGGUGUCGCCUUCCCCGACAAGAAGCAGAUGCAAGAACACCUCAAGUUCCUCGAGGAGGCAGAGAAGCGCAAUCACCUCAAGAUUGGCAAGGAGCAGGAGCUUUUCUUCUUCGACGAAGUCUCCCCCGGAUGCGCAUUCCUUUUGCCCAACGGCACCAGGAUUUUCAACGCCCUCCAGUCCCUUUUGCGCUCGGAGUAUCGUAAGCGCGGAUACCAGGAGGUUCAGACCCCCAACAUGUACGAUGUUGGUAUCUGGAAGACGUCCGGCCACUGGGCGCACUACAAGGACGACAUGUUCAAGCUGGACGUUGAGAAGAGAGAGUGGGCUCUGAAGCCCAUGAACUGCCCUGGUCACUUCAUGCUCUUCGGUCACCGUGACCGCAGUUACCGCGAGCUUCCUCUGAGAAUCGCGGAUUUCGGUGUCCUGCACCGUAACGAGGCUUCGGGUGCUCUCAGUGGACUUACCCGUGUUCGCAAGUUCCAACAAGAUGAUAGCCACAUUUUCUGUACUCAAGAACAGAUCAUGUCUGAAAUCGAGGGUCUCUUCGACUUCUUGCAGUCCAUCUACGGCCUCUUCGGCUUCACCUUCAAGCUCAAGCUCUCCACCCGUCCCGAGAAGUACUUGGGUGAACUUUCCACCUGGAACUAUGCCGAGGAGCAGUUGAAGGCUGCUAUGACCAAGUUCAAGGGAAGCGACUGGUACAUUGAUGAGGGUGAUGGUGCCUUCUACGGUCCCAAGAUUGAUAUUACUAUCGCCGAUGCCCUCAAGCGAGAGUUCCAGUGUGCCACCAUUCAGCUCGACUACCAGGCACCUAUCAACUUCAAGCUUGAGUACAUGACCAACGAGAAGACGCAGACGGCCCAGAUGACCCAGGAGGAACCCAAGGAGGGCGAGGCCAAGUCCACGGAGCCUGGCCCUGGUCGCGCCCGCCCUGUUGUCAUCCACCGUGCCAUCAUUGGUAGCUUUGAGCGUUUCCUCGGUAUCUUGAUCGAGCACUUCGGUGGCAAGUGGCCUUUCUGGAUCAGUCCCCGCCAGAUCUUGAUCGUUCCGGUCAUGCCUGCUGUCAACGACUACGUUGAGGAGCUGCAGCAAAUCCUGCGCGCAGACAAGCUGAAUGUCGAUAUCGAUAUCAGCGGUAACACCAUGCAGAAGAAGAUCCGCACCGGACAACUACAGCAGUACAACUUCAUUUUCGUGGUUGGUGCCCAAGAAAAGGAGAACCGCUCGGUCAACAUCCGUAACCGUGAUGAUCCGGCCACCCAGAACAAGGGCAUCAUGGUUCCUCUCGACGAGGCCCGUGAGAAGCUCCGCAAACUUCGGAAGGAGCGCAGACUGGUCAAUUCCUUGUAAGGAGAGAAUUGAUACAGUUCUGUGUUCUGGGAAAGUCAGUUGCGUUUAAGAUACUCAAGAUCUACAUGUCGAUAUACCAUAGCUUUUAGAUCCUAGCUCGCAUAAAGGCCAUAAGGGCGUUGAUGAUUUGUCAUUGCAAAGAAGAGAGAAGAACAGACAACCAGAUUAAGAGCAAAAAGGUGUGAUACAAGAAGUAAAAGGGGGUUUGGGGUUUGUUGUUAAUCAGGAGUAUGAUGUAUUUCAUAAAGCGACC
Molecule: messenger RNA, 2486 nt
Organism: Aspergillus homomorphus CBS 101889
Lineage: Eukaryota; Fungi; Ascomycota; Eurotiomycetes; Eurotiales; Aspergillaceae
Product: threonine--tRNA ligase THS1
Exons: 6
Coding region: 59-2233 (724 amino acids)
Biological process (GO): threonyl-tRNA aminoacylation
Cellular component (GO): cytoplasm
Molecular function (GO): ATP binding; threonine-tRNA ligase activity
Source: RefSeq, a predicted model, not a curated record